AUGGUAUAUAACAGUGUGGAAGCUUGGAAGCUUAGAGAGGAAAUAGAGACGGCGGCUUGCAAAUGGUUUAACGGGGCAGUGAGCUUGUCAUCUGGAUUAUGGGCCGUCAUCAAUUAUAGAAGGCCCGAUUAUAGGGCCCAAUUUAUUAAGCCUUUUAGAAAUGGCCCAACAAACAAAGCAAUUAUAGGUGUCCUAACCAAGGAAAUCGCGACUCACAACAAGUCACAAGUAACGCAAGCACGCACGCCCGCCGCUCUGCUGCUCGCUACUGCUGAUCGAUCGCCGGAAAAAUCCCAAAAUGUGGAUGUUGUCGAUUUAACAAAAGAUUCUGGGAUUGAAAUGGGAAAAAAAAGAGUAUCUCUGCAUGCAUAUGUAGCAAGUGACAUUAGUCCUCAUCUGCCAUUUUAUAUCUUCUUCUUCGAUCCCUAG
This is a messenger RNA of Striga asiatica, 429 nucleotides long. NCBI's taxonomy places the organism in Eukaryota, Viridiplantae, Streptophyta, Magnoliopsida, Lamiales, Orobanchaceae. The record is from the annotation of a GenBank genome assembly.